AUGGCGGCUAACGGUUCCAUCAGAAGUUCCGUCAAGGUACGACGGGAAGAGGAAGGCGAGGAUGAGAUCAACGACUUUCGUGAUUUGAUCCAGAAAGGAAUCCGUGAAUUAGAGCCGUCGAUUCUCGACCCCAGACACGAAGGAACGGCUGAUGAUUGGAUCAAGCGGAAUUCUUCCCUGGUCCGUCACACAGGAAAGCACCCUUUCAACUCGGAGCCGCCUCUCAACCGUUUAACGCAAUACGGCUUCAUCACCCCGGUCCCACUCCACUUUGUUCGCAGCCGCGGCGCGGUCCCCAGGGCUACGUGGAACGACUGGACCGUUGACGUAUGUGGGCUCGUCAAAUGGCCCACUAAGUUCACCAUGGACCAAUUGACUAACGAGUUUGGGUUCCGGGAGUUUCCGGCGACGAUUGUCUGCGCCGGCAACAGGCGGAAGGAGCAGAACACGGUGAAACAGACAAUUGGGUUUAAUUGGGGAGCGGCGGUGGUUGCCACGUCGGUCUGGGGAGGGGUCCCACUUCGUGACGUGUUGAACCGAUGUGGAAUUUUUAGCCGGAAGAAUGGGGCGGUGAAUGUAUGCUUUGAAGGGGCGGAGGACUUGCCGGGAGGCGGUGGGUGUAAGUACGGGACGAGUAUAAAAGUGGAGUUCGCUAUGGAUCCGGCGAGGGAUAUAAUUUUGGCGUAUAGACAAAACGGGGAGGAACUGGCGGCGGACCAUGGUUUUCCGGUGAGGAUGAUAAUGCCGGGAUUCAUCGGAGGUAAAAUGGUGAAGUGGCUGAAACGGAUCAUUGUGACGACGAAAGAAUCGGAAAGUUAUUAUUAUUUAAUGGACAACAAAGUUUUUCCAUCCCACGUGGACGCUGAGCUGGCCGACAAAGAAGCGUGGUGGUAUAAGUCGGAGUAUGUAAUCAACGAGUAUAACAUUAACUCGGUCAUAACUACGCCCAGCCACAACGAAAUUCUGCCCAUCAAGCCCUGUAGCACUCGGUCGCCCUACAUCUUGAGAGGCUAUGCUUAUUCUGGUGGUGGAAAGAAGGUUAUGCGUGUGGAGGUGACAAUGGACGGCGGAGAGAAAUGGGACGUGUGCAUGUUGGAUCAUCCGGCGAAGCCGAACAAGUUUGGAAAGUACUGGUGCUGGUGUCUAUGGUCGUUGGAGGUGGAGGUUUCUAAGUUGCUCAAUGUCAAGGAGAUCGCCGUCCGGGCUUGGGAUGAAACCAAUAACACCCAGCCCGAGAAACUCAUCUGGAAUCUCAUGGGAUUGAUGAACAACUGUUGGUUUAGAGUAAGAACGAAGAUAUGCAAACCCGACACGGGAGAGACCGGAAUCAUCUUCGAACACCCGACAAUCCCCGGCAACCAGUUGGGCGGAUGGAUGAAGAACAGCGCCUCCACUCCCUCCAUGAACAGCGCCUCCACCGCUUCCACCACCUACUCCUUAUCCCAAGUCAAAAAACACAACACCCGUCAGUCCGCCUGGAUAAUCGUCCACGGCCAUGUCUACGACUGUACCCAAUUCAUCAAACACCACCCCGGCGGCGCCGAUAGCAUCCUCAUCCACGCUGGCACCGACUGCACCGAAGUAUUCGACGCCAUCCACUCCGGCAAAGCCAAGAAAAUGCUCGAAAAUUACCGAAUCGGAGAUGUUCGUGGUGAAUGCGAAUCGGACGGAGGAGGAUGUCUUGCUGAGGGAGAAGAUGGACACGUGGACGGUCAAGAAGGAGAGAUUGAAAGUUCAGUACGUGGUUGAAGAGAGUAGAGUGGGAAUACAGCGUUGGGCUUGUCACGGAGAGUAUUCUCAGAGACCAUAUUCCGGCGCCGGCGAUGGUUCAGUUGGCCGUGCAGCCCAAUUUGGAGAAGAUGAAUUACGACACCAAAAACUAGUUGUUGGUGUUUUGAUUAGACACAGAUAAAUUCAUAAAUAAUAUCAUAAUAAUAAUUGUAUUCCCAUUUAGCUCUGAUUGGGAAGU
Messenger RNA from Cucurbita maxima (winter squash), 1969 nucleotides. Its product is annotated as nitrate reductase [NADH]-like. Gene Ontology annotation, molecular function: oxidoreductase activity; heme binding; molybdenum ion binding. The record is from RefSeq and is a predicted model, not a curated record. The transcript is spliced from 4 exons. The coding region runs from base 1 to 1749 and encodes 582 amino acids. NCBI's taxonomy places the organism in Eukaryota, Viridiplantae, Streptophyta, Magnoliopsida, Cucurbitales, Cucurbitaceae.